Molecule: messenger RNA, 2893 nt
Organism: Vombatus ursinus (common wombat)
Lineage: Eukaryota; Metazoa; Chordata; Mammalia; Diprotodontia; Vombatidae
Gene: CTDSP2
Product: CTD small phosphatase 2
Exons: 8
Coding region: 40-855 (271 amino acids)
Molecular function (GO): RNA polymerase II CTD heptapeptide repeat phosphatase activity
Source: RefSeq, a predicted model, not a curated record
CCCACCCAUCCACCCAUCCCGGGCCCGCGGGGUUGUUAGAUGGAACACGGCUCCAUCAUCACCCAGGCGCGGAGGGAAGACGCCCUGGUGCUCACCAAGCAAGGUCUGGUUUCCAAGUCCUCUCCCAAGAAGCCUCGUGGACGUAACAUCUUCAAGGCACUUUUCUGUUGCUUCCGUGCCCAACAUGUUGGCCAGUCAGGCUGCAACAAUGAGCUCGCCUCAUACAAGGAGGAAACCAACACCAUUGCCAAGUCGGAUCUCCUCCAGUGUCUUCAGUACCAGUUUUACCAGAUUCCAGGAACAUGCCUGCUCCCAGAGGUGACACAGCAAGACCAAGGAAGAAUCUGUGUGGUCAUUGACUUGGACGAGACCCUUGUGCAUAGUUCCUUUAAGCCAAUCAACAAUGCUGACUUUAUAGUGCCUGUGGAGAUUGAGGGGACAACUCACCAGGUAUAUGUGCUUAAGAGGCCUUAUGUGGAUGAGUUCCUGAGGCGAAUGGGGGAGUUGUUUGAGUGUGUCCUCUUCACUGCCAGCCUGGCCAAGUAUGCUGACCCUGUGACUGAUCUCUUGGACCAGUGUGGUGUGUUCCGGGCCCGCCUCUUCCGGGAGUCUUGUGUGUUCCACCAGGGCUGCUAUGUCAAGGACCUCAGCCGAUUAGGGAGAGACCUAAGGAAAACCCUAAUAUUGGACAAUUCUCCUGCCUCAUACAUCUUCCACCCAGAGAAUGCAGUGCCUGUGCAAUCCUGGUUUGAUGACAUGGCAGACACGGAGCUGCUGAAUCUGAUCCCCAUCUUUGAGGAGCUAAGUGGAGCAGAAGAUGUUUAUACCAGCCUUGGGCAGCUGAGGGCACCGUAGCCUUCUCAAGCUGGGCGGUGUCUAGGACUGCAGAGGACUGUGACACACUGUGCCUUCGCUAUCAGCCAGGAAGGGAUGGCGGAAACAGGAAGCAGGGAGAAACAAUUGUAAAGUGAGUUAGGGCAGGUUAGAUGACAAUAUGGGCAAACAGCAGACCAGUGACAACUAGUACCCCCUGCUCCGUGACCUGGGCGCUAGAGGGACACACUUGUGAGCAUGUAUACGUGUGUAUGUGUAUGACACCGACACGUUCUCUCCUUGACAUGAUGAUUCAGGUGGGGGAAGAGUCAAACAAUCAAGGGUCGAAUGCCCCUGAGCCAGAGCUCAUCUCCUGGAGAGUCAGUCCAAGAGCCAUUGACCUCUCAUGGGAACAAAGACCGUUCAGUGCUCUAUUGCCAAACCUCGAGUCUUUCCUCAUAUGUAGGGCCUGUGCCAAGGAGGUGAGGAUAUGCUGCUUUCAGCAUAAUAUGUAGGCAAACUGGCACCAGAUCCAAAUGCACACUAUUCAGAAACUUUGCUCGGGACCCGUGGUGACCUUGGAAAAAAGAUUGUUUCUAAAACAUCCUAGGAGCCUAUACCUUAGCCUCACAAACGUGGCCAUGAGAUGAGGGUCAGGUCCAAGGGGCCAUCACUGCCACCUGCCAAGAGCUCCUUCCUGGCCUUCUCCCGCUAGCCUUUCCCUCAACUUCGCACCCCAGUUACAUUUCUGAAACCAUGGACAAGAGAUCUCCCCUACCCUCAAAGGAGGACAGAGAAUUGAUUUCACUUGAUGGGACUCUGUUUUAAAGUUCUCUUUCUAAAAAUGGAUUGUGGGGCUUGGUUUGUUGCUGAAAGAAGCUUGGGCUCUGGGCUGAAAGCUAGGGGAUGAGGGAGUCAGAGGCUCAAGAGGAAUUUUCAUAGCCAGAAUUUCUGUUACUCUGAGUCAUGGAUCAGAUUACAGAUCUUGAGAGAGGUCUAGAGAACGAUUCUUUUCAGGGAUCCUUCUUCAAAGGAACAGGAAGGAGCCGUUUUAAUGCCAUUGGAGCUCUUCCAGUUCCUCGAGCAGAAUCCUUUCCCAUUUCAUCUUCCAAGCAGUUGACUUUGGGGAGGGAGGAAUGGUGAGGCCUUUGCAUGGGCAGCCCCACAGCACCUAUGUCCUGUAGACAGGAAAUAAACAAGAACCAACGAUUGGUUCUCUUCAUUGUGGUAUACUGGCUUCCUGCAAAUGCCUUAGUAACACAGAAAAGAAAGGAGACCCAAGGCAUGCUCAGGUGUGAGCUUUCUAAAUAAGUAUGCACUUCAGAGUCAGCGUGAUGUUAGGGGCUCUUUUUUUAAAAAGCAUUCAUUCUUAUUAAGCCACAUGUACAAAAUGGAAUCGUUUUCCAAGUUUGGAGAGCUCUGAUGUAUUGGGAAACACUUUUGGGGAUUUCAUAAGGCGAACCCCAAGUAAGCAGCACUAUCUUGUAAUCACAUUCUGCUAUAGCCUUGGCUUCUGCUGGAAUGGGUGUGGUAUGGAAUCUAAAGGAAGAUCACGUAAGAGGUAAUUAGGAGCCAAUUUCCUUACCUUUCCCUGAAGAAACUCCACACUGCUUCAGGUACAGUACGCUUAAAACUUAGGAUUCUUCCUCACCAUUCUCUUUGACUUUCAGAUGCUUUCUUGGGGUGAGGAGAGCUUCAGGAAAUAGCCAGUUGGAUGAAAAUCAAGGGGAGAGCAGUUUUUUUGUGUUUUGGUGUGCAUUCUGGUUAUAGUCUCUCUUUAACCUAAUUUUUGGUGCCAAUUCUGGUUCCCUCCAUUGCUGUUUUGUGGUUUCUAUCUUUUCUCCUUGGUUUUUAUACCAAGAUGGUGCCAUGGAGCACAUAUCCAGGGACCUAAAAGCUUUGUAGAUCUAGAACAAAAUUUCCCGAGUCCAUUUUUUUCUCUCUAGCUACUUCUCGGAUGUGGCAGCAUUUCCUCAGACUGGUUCUCUUGAAUAUAAAUGGAGGGUAAGUCUGGGUGCUGACAGAAACCUGCAAACCAACAACCAAAAAAAAAAACCCCAAUCAUCAAUCCCACAUUUAA